Molecule: messenger RNA, 3378 nt
Organism: Wyeomyia smithii (pitcher-plant mosquito)
Lineage: Eukaryota; Metazoa; Arthropoda; Insecta; Diptera; Culicidae
Exons: 3
Coding region: 1-3378 (1125 amino acids)
Biological process (GO): DNA integration
Molecular function (GO): nucleic acid binding
Source: RefSeq, a predicted model, not a curated record
AUGAGCAAUAGCGACUUGCAUGACUCGAUGCGAAAGUUUUUCGCCGUUGAAGAUGCCGUAGUGACAAAACAGCUUGAAGCCGAGGAAGACAAGCGGGCACGCAGUAUUCUGGAAGCAACCACGGUGCGGAAAGAAGCCCAUAACGUAAAAUUUCCGAAUAGUUUUCCGAUGGCGGUGAGCAGGUUGAAAGGCCUGCAUAAACGGUUGGCUAGAGAUCCUGAGCUUCGCAGGAAAGUGAAUGAGCAGAUAGAGAGCUACGAGAAGAAGCAGUACGUCCGUAAGGUGUCACCGGAGGAACUUAAGCAAGUGAACCCCGAGCGUGUGUGGUACUUGCCGUUAGGAGUGGUAACGAAUCCCAGGAAGCCAAACAAAAUUCGGAUGGUUUGGGAUGCUGCUGCCAAGGCUAAUGGUGUCUCAUUCAACGACAUGCUGCUAAAGGGUCCGGAUCUACUGGUUUCGCUUGUGGAGGUGUUGCUGCGGUUUAGGGAAGGCAAGAUUGCAGUGUGCUCAGAUAUCCGAGAAAUGUUCUUGAGGAUUCUGAUUCGUGAGGAGGAUAAGUGGUCCCAAUGUUUUCUAUGGCGCGCCAGUCCGGAAGAUGAAGUGCAAAUCAUUGUUAUUAACGUCGCCAUGUUUGGGGCAACUAGUUCUCCCUGCACAGCACAGUUCGUAAAGAACAAAAACGCACUUGAUUACGCAGAACUUUACCCCAAAGCGGUAGAUGCGAUUAUUAGGAACCACUACGUCGAUGACUUCCUCAGCAGUGUCAAUUCUGUGGAGGAAGCCGUACAGCUCGUCCGGCAAGUGCAGCUAAUACACGCAGCCGGUGGAUUUGAGUUCGGAAAAAUUCUAUCCAGCUCACAGGAGGUGCUCGAUCUACUCGGAGAGACUGGUACGUCUGACAGCAAGUCACUCAAUUUAGAGAAGGAACGGGUCUACGAGCGAGUCUUGGGCGUGGUAUGGGUUCCCAGGGCGGAUCACUUCACUUUCGACCGAACAGGGCUGGAAGGAAUUUUAGAAGGCGGAAUGAUUCCAACGAAGCGCCAAGUUUUACGCACAGUUAUGAAAUUAUAUGAUCCGCUGGGAUUCGUAGCGCACUUUGUAGUGCAAGGAAAAAUAUUGAUGCAAGAAAUCUGGCGAACGGGUACUAACUGGGACGAGCCCAUAUCAGAGUCUUUGCACAACAUGUGGAGUAGGUGGAUCGAGGUGUACCUGACGAUUAGCGAGAUGAGAGCUCCCCGAUGCUUUCUUGGUCAUCUUUUGCCGGAGGAAAUCGACGAAAUCGAACUACAUGUGUUUACGGACGCGAGCGUAUCGUCCUGUGCUUGUGUGACCUAUCUGAGGAUGUCGUAUAGCGGAGGCGGCUGGUGUUCGCUGGUUGCAGCAAAGACAAAAGUUGCGCCACUUCGGGCGCUCUCAAUCCCCCGCUUGGAGCUCGAGGCUGCCAUGAUGGGAUCACGCUUGUUGCAGAAAAUUCGUACGGCACUUACCCUCAACAUUCGAAGACACUUCCUGUGGACGGAUUCAGCUACAGUGCUCGCAUGGCUCCGCUCAGACAGUCGUCGAUAUCACCAAUUCGUUUCUUUCCGGGUUGGAGAAAUUCUUUCGCUCACCAGCGUGGACGAAUGGCGCUAUGUACCAUCGAGGCUCAAUGUUGCGGACGACGCCACAAAGUGGAACUCGGGAAACCGUUGGUACCAGGGACCACCGUUUCUACGAAACCCAAAAGAGCAGUGGCCUGGGCAGUCAGUAGUGGAGGAUGAAGCGGAUGUAGCAUGCGAAGAACUACGUUUAGUAGGCGUACAUCAUGCGGCCGAGGAAGUAAUUCGCGUCGAGCGCUUUUCCAAUUGGAAUCGUUUGCUUAGAGCGAUGGCUUAUGUUCACCGGGCAGUCAGGAUCUGGAAGCGAACUCUAGGGAGAAAAAGUCGACGGCAUGUCCUGGAUCAGGAAGAUAUCGUGAAGGCGAUGGAAACACUUUGGCGCCAAGCACAGACGUGGGCAGAAGUAGUUCCGUUUAUUGACGAACACGGAGUCGUACGUGUCGGAAGUCGGAUUGGAAGCGCACCGCACAUUCCCUACGCAACAAAGUAUCCCGUAGUGCUGUCGAGAGACCAUCGCAUUACCUUCCUACUGGUACAGUCGGUUCAUCGCCGGUUCUUGCAUGCUAACGGAGAAACUGUUUGUAACGAGCUGCGGCAAGAGUUUUACAUCCCGAAGCUUCGGGUGUUCGUGAAAAAAGUGAGUCGAAGUUGUCAGUACUGCAAGGUGAAGAAAUCAGCUCCCAGGCCACCAUUGAUGGGACCUCUGCCGAGAGUACGCCUAACCCCAUUCAUUCGGCCAUUCACGUUCGUCGGUGUAGAUUACAUGGGACCCCUCGAAGUAAGAGUUGGACGCUGCGUCGCAAAACGGUGGAUUUGUUUGUUUACAUGCCUCACGGUGCGAGCAGUCCAUCUGGAGCUGGUCCACAGUCUUUCGUCUGCAUCUUGCGUGAUGGCAUUCAGAAGAUUUGUAGCCAGGCGGGGAGCUCCACAGGAGGUAUUUUCGGACAACGGAACAAAUUUUGUGGGAGCCAAUCGCCAGUUGUCAGAGGAGAAGCAGAAAAUUCGGGACAUUGUUCAAGACUGCGCCGCCACAUUUACCAAUGCAAAUACUCAGUGGCAUUUUAACGUUCCUGCGGCUCCGCAUAUGGGAGGACCAUGGGAACGCAUGGUGAAGUCGGUGAAGGUAGCGAUGAAAGCUGUGUCGGAUAGCACACGUCACCCUAGCGACGAGGUGUUGGAGACCAUCAUGCUGGAGGCCGACGCAAUUGUCAACUCACGACCGCUGACUUAUGUUUCUUUGGAGGCAGAGGACGACGAAGCGCUCACCCCAAACCACUUCCUUCUAUACGGACGGACUGGGUUGAAGCAACCGAUAACGGAACCUGUUCAGGGAAACAUUCUGCGAGACAGCUGGAAACUAGCGCAGCAUAUCAUCGACGAUUUCUGGCGCAGAUGGGUGCGGGAAUAUCUCCCGAUGUUGACGAGGCGAACGAAGUGGUUCGAACCAGUGAAGCCGUUGAAACCAGGUGAUCUAGUCGUGAUCAUCGAUGAACAGGCGAGAAAUCGAUGGGAACGAGGGCGUAUACUGGAGACGUUUCCAGACAAAUCCGGACAAGUUAGACGUGCCACAGUGCAGACAGCUAGAGGAGUGCUUGCUCGACCCGCGGUAAAGCUAGCGGUACUGGACGUCACCGGCAAAGCGGAUACGGAUGUAGUGACUCCGGAAACGGAAGUGGUUCACGGGUCGGGGAAUGUCGCCGAAACCCCCCGUUGCGGCGAAAAGGGGUGUGAACAACAAACCGUUUCAUAUCGAGCGAAAAGGGCCGAGCGAACAAAAUGA